Messenger RNA from Pseudogymnoascus verrucosus, 2157 nucleotides. RefSeq lists its product as uncharacterized. The transcript has a single exon. Lineage: Eukaryota; Fungi; Ascomycota; Leotiomycetes; Thelebolales; Thelebolaceae. The record is from RefSeq and is a predicted model, not a curated record. Gene Ontology annotation, molecular function: phosphatase activity. Bases 472 to 2157 code for a protein of 561 amino acids. Gene Ontology annotation, biological process: dephosphorylation.
GGAGAGGGAUGAUAGGGACUGACAGGGAGUUGGCUGAUGACAGGAACCAAGACAUGAUAUGGAGAAUACAGGUCCUCGUAUCUGGAUAUUCAGUCCUGAACUCUAUCCCGCCGAUCUCGCAUUUCAAACACUCAAAGCCAGUCGCCUGAUCCCAGGCACCAAGAGGGGAUGGGACGAGAAUAAGCAUCUCUCACUACCACUAACUAACAUCACCGGCGUGGGGAUAGCUUCACGCCAUUUACGGUUUUUACCAAGGUAUGUGAUGGUCUAACAUGGCCUCUUUAUGGGGAGGUGUGUUACGAUUAUUAAGGUCUGGUCUGUUAUUUUCAUUGCGUCUAGGUGUUCCCCGUUUAUGGUCUUCUUGUUGGCUUUCUCUUUCCUCCUUUUCUCUCAGUCACUUCUCAUUAUCAUUUCUAUCACCACUACAGACACUCGUUCAAAAGCACAUACACUCGCUCAACUGCCACCAUCAUGGCAUCCUACAUAACCCACCUCCUCUGCAUCCUCCUCCUCCUCCUCUCUACCACCCUCUCCCAGCACUCACCGCCACAAUCCCAAUUCCCCCCCAACCGGCCCCUCACAGCCUGGACCUCCCUAAUCCUCGCCCACCACGGCGAGCGGCGCCCCCUCCUCACCCACCCCACCAACCCCUCCCUCAACCCCCUCGGCGCCCUACAAGCCCACUCCUCCGGCUCCCUAAUGCGGCGUCGCUACCUCACUGGUCCUUCGGCGCACAAUACCUCUUUUGUCCCUUUACACGGGUUUCACAGAAAUUACAUCGAUAACCAACGCGUCCAUGUCCUUUCUGCGCCAGAACAACCAGUCGUCGCGAGCGCGUGGGCGUUUCUGCAGGGCUUGUAUCCCCCCGUCGACGCGCCGGCCGCAGUGGGCGGGAGUCCCAAAGCGGGGGGUGGAGGGUGGCUGGCGCCGUUGGGGGGGUAUCAGUAUGGCCGCGUCGAGACGGCGGGGGGUGGGGAUUGGAAUCACAUCUGGGUUGCUGGGUCUGAUCGGUGCGGUUUACACGCCCUCAGCACCGCAGCCCAAAUCAACAGCAGCGAGUACAUCAACACCACCCAGACCAGCGAGGGGUUUUUCAAGUCCUUGGUCCCGGGGGUGUUUGCGGGGGUGGUACCGGAGAUGAUGGUUAGUUACCAUAAUGCGCCGCAACUGUAUGAGUAUGCCGCGUAUGCGACGCUGCAUAAUUCCUCUGUUGCUGCGACGUUGCCUGCGGCUGCGCUGGCGAGGUUGAGGGCGCUGGCGGGGAUGAGGGGGUGGGGUGUUCAUGGGGUUAGGAGGGGUAGUGGGGGGGAUAGCGAGGAGGAUGGGGUUUUGAAACCUAUUGCUGGGCGGACGUUUGCGGAGCGCGUUCUUUAUCUUUUGAGUCGCGCGACGACGUCGGAGAGGCCGGGGGAGCUGAAUUUGUUGUUUAGUUCGUCCGCCCCGUUCGUGGGGUUCUCAGCUAUCUCCGGGCUCGCAGACCACGAUGCGCGCUUCAAAGGCGUCGUGGAGCCGGGGAGUAUGAUGGUCUUCGAAGUCUUCUCCCACACUGACCCUGAGGCUGGGAGACCGGGGAAGGAAGAUCUGUGGGUUAGGUUUUUGUACCGCAAUGGCACGGCGGAGGGGGCGAGGUUGGUGGGGUACCCGCUUUUUGGGAGGGGGAGGGGGAAGGGGGAUAUGCAGUUUGAGGAGUUUGAGAAGGAGAUGCGGGAGGUGGGGAAGGGGGUCGGGGAGUGGUGUGAGGUUUGUGGGGGGGGCCAAGUCUUCUGUCCUACGUUUUUGGAGGGGUUGGAGAGGGGGAGGAAGGAGGAGGGGAAGGGGAAGAAUGGGAAGAAUGGGGGUGGAGAUGGGGGAGGGGGGAAGAAGAAGAAGAAGGGAACGACGGCUUUGGAGCUGGGGCUUGGGCUGGGGGCGGCGGGGUUUGUGGUUUUGUUAGGGGUUGCGGUGAUGGUUUUUUGUUCGAGGAGGCAGAGGAGGCAGAGGAGGAGGGAGGUGAAGGAUAAGGUGGACGGGUGGGAGAUGGGGGAUAGGGGGGCGAAGGAGGAGGUGGGGGAGAGGAGUGAGGCGGAUUAUGGGGAUGGUGGGGUGAGGGAUGGGGAUGAGGAUGAGGAGGGGGUUGAACCGAUGAGGGAGCCUGUGAGGGUUGAGGAUCGGGUAUAA